UCUCCACCACCCACCAGCUCAGGCACCAGCAGCAGCGCCGCCGCCGCCGCCCACCUUCUGCCACCGACACCACAGCUACUUUCUCCUCUGCUUCCCUCUACUGUCCUCGCCCUCUGUCGACUAUCAGGUGGGCUUUGAACCAGGAUGGCUGAACCCCGCCAGGAGUUCAACGUGAUGGAAGACCAUGCUCAGGGGGACUACACCCUGCUGCAAGACCACGAGGGUGACGUGGAGCACGGCCUGAAAGAAUCUCCCCUGCAGACCCCGGCCGAUGAUGGAUCUGAGGAACCAGGCUCUGAAACCUCUGAUGCUAAGAGCACUCCAACGGCGGAAGACGUGACAGCGCCCUUAGUGGAUGAGGGAGCCCCCGGUGAGCAGGUGGCCGCUCAGCCCCCCACGGAGAUCCCAGAAGGAACCACAGCUGAAGAAGCAGGCAUUGGAGACACCCCCAACCUGGAAGACCAAGCUGCUGGACAUGUGACCCAAGAGGAGAGGAGAGUUCCAGGCCAGCAGAGGGAAGUGUCUGAGAGGCCCCCUGCUAAUGGGCUUAGCUCUCAGGUCCAGCCUGCACACGGCCAAGAAGCUUCUGGGGACUCCGAGCUGCAUGUGGGGGAGAAACAGCCAGAAGCUCCCGUCCUGGCGACCUCUCACCUUUCCCAGCAUCAUCCUGUCUGCCAGCCGCCUCUCCCACCAGGAGGCCCUCAGGAGCCCCACCAAGAGUGGGGACCGAAGCGAGGGGAGCAGGCCGAGGAGGGGCUGGCCUUUCCGAAGCCCACCUCCCCUGGAUGUCUCCAGACGGAGCCUGGGAGUGUCAAGGUUGUCCGGGAAAGCUUCCUCAGGGAACCAGGGCGCCGUGGAGGUGAGGCCAUGGACCCCGGUACCCCAGGUCUGACCUGCCAGCACGUGUCUAACAUGCCUGGGGCUCCCAUCCUGCCCGAAGGCCCCAGAGAGGCCACACACCAGCAUUCGGGGCCAGAACCUGAGGAUGCAGACGGCAGCUGCUGUGGCUCUGAGCUGCUGGAGCGCCAGCUUCUGGGAGACCUGACCCAGGAGGGGCCGCCUCUGAAGAGGGAGCAGGGCAAAGAGAGGCUGGGGGGCAAGGAGGUGGAUGAAGACCGGGACAUUGAUGAGUCCUCUCCCCAGGACUCCUUCCCCUCCCAGGUCUCCCCACGUCUGCAGAGCCCCACCACCCAAGGCGGGCCAACCCCCGAGGCAGUUUCCGGAGAAGCCCCUGGGAUCCCUGGUUUCCCAGCCAAGGGUGCCAUCCCCCUCCCUGUCGAUUUCCUCUCUAAAGCUUCUUUAGAGACCCAGGUCUCAGAGCCCGAUGGGCCCGGGGAGGGGCCCCCAGCGAAAGGGCACGACGGGCCCCCCGAGUUCAUGUUCCACGUGGAAAUCAAAGCCAAUGUGCAGAAGGAACAGGGACCUUCGGAGGUGGAUUUGGAAGGGGCUGCACUUCCUGGGGCCUCUGGAGCAGAGCAAGAGCCCCGGGGCCCCUCUGAGGGCGAGGACACAAAAAAGACUGACCUUCCAGAACCAUCUGAAAAGCAGCCUGCAGCUGGUCUGCCGGGGAAACCCGUCAGCCGGGUUCCUCAACUCAAAGCUCGCAUGGUCAGUAAAGGCAAAGAUGGGGCUGGACCUGAUGACAAAAAAACCAAGACAUCCACACCUUCCUCUGCUAAAACCCUGAACAAUAGGCCUUGCCUUAGCUCCAAACGCCCCACUCCUGGUAGCUCAGACCCUUUGAUCAAACCCUCCAGCCCUGCCGUGUGCCCAGAGCCAUCUUCUCCUAAACACGUCUCUUCUGUCACACCCCGAACUGGCAGUUUUGGAGCAAAGGAGAUGAAAGUCAAGGGGGCGGAUGGUAAACCUGGAACGAAGAUCGCCACACCCCGGGGAGCGGCCCCUCCAGGCCAGAAGGGCCCGGCCAACGCCACCCGGAUUCCAGCAAAAACCACUUCCACCCCAAAGACCCCGCCGGGCACUGCUACCAAGCAAGUGCAGAAAAAACCACCCCCUGGAGGGGCAAAAUCUGAGAGAGGUGAAUCCGGGAAAUCCGGGGACCGCAGUGGCUACAGCAGCCCCGGCUCCCCCGGCACCCCGGGCAGCCGCUCCCGCACCCCUUCCCUGCCGACCCCGCCCACCCGGGAGCCCAAGAAGGUGGCAGUGGUCCGCACGCCACCCAAGUCGCCGUCUGCAGCUAAGAGCCGCCUGCAGACCGCCCCCGGGCCCAUGCCAGACCUGAAGAACGUCAAGUCCAAGAUCGGCUCCACGGAAAACCUGAAGCACCAGCCGGGAGGCGGGAAGGUGCAGAUAAUUAAUAAGAAGCUGGAUCUUAGCAACGUCCAGUCCAAGUGUGGCUCAAAGGAUAAUAUCAAACACGUGCCAGGAGGCGGCAGUGUGCAAAUAGUCUACAAACCAGUGGAUCUGAGCAAGGUGACCUCCAAGUGUGGCUCAUUAGGCAACAUCCAUCAUAAGCCAGGAGGUGGCCAGGUGGAAGUAAAGUCUGAGAAGCUGGACUUCAAGGAGAGAGUCCAGUCCAAGAUCGGGUCCCUGGACAACAUCACCCAUGUCCCUGGCGGAGGGCAUAAAAAGAUCGAAACCCACAAGCUGACCUUCCGCGAGAACGCCAAAGCCAAGACCGACCACGGGGCGGAGAUUGUGUACAAGUCGCCCGUGGUGUCGGGGGACACGUCCCCACGGCACCUCAGCAACGUCUCCUCCACCGGCAGCAUCGACAUGGUAGACGCACCGCAGCUGGCCACGCUCGCCGACGAGGUGUCCGCCUCCCUGGCCAAGCAGGGGUGGGGGUCCUGAGCUGAGGGGCUUCCCUCUGCCCCGCGGAAACCCUGUUUUAUUGAGUUCUGAAGGUUGGAACUGCAGCCACGAUUUUGGCACCUCACAGACCUGGGACUUUAGGGCUAACCGGUUCUUUGUAAGGACUUGUGCCUCUUGGGGGACACCCGCCUGUUCCCAAGCCUGGGCCUCUGGCAUCUCUGGAGUGUACGGGGACCUGGGAGGAGGCUCCUGAACCUCUCAUCCCUCCCACGGCCACCGCAGCCACCUGUCUGCCCCACCAUGCCUGUGUCUGCCGUGCGGAGCCCAGCCACUGCCUGUACCCCUCAUUACGUCACGCCGUCCCGCGUUCCCAGCCUCACCCCACCCCCGUUCUCAGUAACGGACAUUGUUUAGAUGGGGAGGCACCUCCUCUGAACCAAGGGGGAAAGUCAAGGAGGGCAAAGUCCAGACACGGCGGGGGACCUCAGUCUCUCAAUCUAAGUUGUACUCAUCCAGCUGGUAUGUCCCUCACAAUGAACCUGAUGACCUUACUCGGUUCCCUGCCCUGUGCCCCCAUCCCAGAUGGGAGCCAGGGUGGGGUUCGCAGUGACCCUGGACGUUUAUGCCGUGUUUACUUGGAGAGCCUUUUCUCCCAGAAGGCCUGGUUCCCUUCCUGUGCCGAGCUGGCAGCAGGUUGGCCGUCCUGGAUGCCAGAGAUGGCACGGGGAUGGGCAGGCAAGGCCCCCAGGGCAGGACCACGCUCCCUCCGUUCCUUACGUCUGCCCCAGCUUGUGACUGCCAGCCUCUCAGAGAGCCCAGCCGCUGCUCAACCCCAAGUGCAUAUAAUCAGCCCUCCACACCCCAAAAAGGGAAACAUGCCCCCUCGGAAAUGGUUCUUCCCCCAGUCUCAGCUGGAAGCAAUGCUGUCUUGUCCUCCUGGAGCAGCUGAACAUAUACAUAGAUGUCGCCCCUCCCUCCCCAUCUGCACCCUGUCGCGUUGUAGUCGGAUUUGUCUGUUUAUGCUUGGAUUCACCAGAGUGACUAUGAUAGUGAAAAGAAAAAAAAAAAAAAAAAAAAAAAAAGACGCAUGUAUCUUGAAAUGCUUGUAAAGAGAUUUCUAACCCACCCCCCCCAUGGGAGUCCUAGAUGUCUCUCACCCCCCAGCUGGGACUUGGAUCCAGAAGGCCAGUGUGACUCUCUUCUGUGGGGCCUCCCAACUUUUGAAAGACUUUCAUCAACAUCUGGGACCCAACAGAGACCAGAUGCUGACAUCUGAGAACCCUCAGCUGCAAAGAAGGCCUGAAGCACAGGAGGAGGACAGAAGUUAUGGUACCCCCUCCCCGCCCCCGGGGCUCCCUUCUGUCAGGCAGGGGGCAGUGUGUCUUGUGGUGAAGACGGCCCUGGAGAAGCCCCACAGCAGCCCUGAGAGAGGGUCGUACAACUCCCUGCGUCACGAGUGCCCGCUGGGGAAAGGUCUGCAGCCCGCCCCUCAGCCGGGGCCCCGCUCCAAGCUCUCCCGCGGGAAGGCUGGCCCAGGCCUCCCCACCAGGGGCCUGACGGCCACGGCAGGGGUUGGGGUGCACUGCCUGCCCUGGACCAGCCCCAGGGGCCUGAGCCGCCUGACAAGGGUGACAGGUCAGGAGACACCAUUUCCAAAUCCUUGGCCAGAGCCCCUGCUGACCUUGCAUGAAACCCAUCUCCUGCCAUGGGGAAAGGGAAGCAGCCUUUGUAGAAAUCUGCUGUUUGAAGAAAAUCAGCAACCUCGGCCUGGUUCUGCCACUUCUGAUUUGGGUACGGUUAAAGGCAACCCUGUGGGGCUGGGAUGGAGUCCAGGGCCAGACGCUUCAUCUGCAGCCAGAGGAUCAUCUGGGCCCAAAACUCCCCGCAGUGAGGCUCUCCUCUGUCCUCUGAGUCCCAGUUGGUCUUGGAAGGGUUCUGAGGAAGAAAGAGGAAACUUGGUGUGAAGAUCUGGUGGCCGUUAGAGAUGCAGCCCCUCAUUACUGCCACCGAUUCUGGCUGCAUUUCCUGAACCUCUCCCUGCAGUUUCUGCGCCCCGCUCUUCAGUACCUUAUUCCGAGGGCCUCACUCAGCGGGCACCUCGUGUGGCGUGGGCUGUUGGGAGCAGCCUGACGAUCGUGGUUUAGGGUCAUCAGGUCAGUGCUGGCAGGGAGCCUGCAGAGCGCAACGCUGGCUUGGAACCGUCAACGAGGACAACCCCCCCUCCCCAGGGCUGGGCACUCCCCCACCGCCGUUUCUUCCAGGGUUGGUGUCCCUCGGGUGGGCUAGAUAGGAUACACUAUCCGCCUGGUCGCUUCAAGCUCUGCAUUCACUUUAUCAAAAGUUCCAUUUAAACUGGCUUCAGUGGUGAGACUAUCCUGUUUGCAACUGCUUGUUGGGCUCCUGGUGGGGCGGUGGGGGGAGAGGAGCCCGUAGGAGAGUUACCACUGGGCAAAGGGGAGUCUUGGAGAGCAGGAGUCCAAGGCCUGGUAACACUUUUCUUCCUGAUUUCAACCACGUGUGCUAGAGGUCCCUUGGGAUUUCACCUUCUCACCAACAGGUGCCACAGGCUGCCAGCUAGUUCCCAUCAUCUCCUUCCCGGCCAGGUGCAGGCAGUGAGGCUUGUGGAGGAAUCCGGAGAUAUGGUUGCUGUGACCUGCUGCCCUUUUGCGGGGUUCCCAAGCCCGCAAUCAUGCCGCCCAAACACGCUGGCAUCCUUUCCUUUAAGCUGCUGGCACCUCCACGUCACCUUUCCCACCAGCUCCGGACACACAGCCUGUACUUCUAGUAGCUGCUAAGAUCUCGUCACCCUUUAAUCUCUGGCCUCCAAGGAAAGCAAAGAGGCAGGGAUGAGGGCAGAGGUGGAGGUCAUCAGCUUGUCCUAUCUACAGAUCUGUGGCUUCAAGAGACUUCUGGUUUCUCUUCAGCUUUGAAAAGGGUUACCCUGGGCACUGACCCAGAGUCUCACCUCCUAAUGGACUUAGCCUCGUGAAUUUGCAGUGUUGGGCAGGACAAUUUCUGGCACUUGCAAGUCCCAUGAUUUCUUCGUUAAUUUUGAGGGUGGGGGGAGGGACAUGAAACCAUCUUAGCUUAGCUUCCUGUCUGUGAAUGUCCAUAUGGUGUAUUGUGUGUUUUAACAAAUGAUUUACACUGUUGCUGUAAAAGUGAAUUUGGAAAAUAAAGUUAUUACUCUGAUUAAAUAA
Messenger RNA from Balaenoptera ricei (Rice's whale), 5975 nucleotides. It is a transcript of the gene MAPT, whose product is annotated as microtubule associated protein tau. The transcript has 16 exons. NCBI's taxonomy places the organism in Eukaryota, Metazoa, Chordata, Mammalia, Artiodactyla, Balaenopteridae. Gene Ontology annotation, cellular component: neuron projection. Gene Ontology annotation, biological process: neuron projection development; microtubule cytoskeleton organization. The record is from RefSeq and is a predicted model, not a curated record. Bases 145 to 2814 code for a protein of 889 amino acids. Gene Ontology annotation, molecular function: microtubule binding.